CACCACUCAGCCUUACCUCUCCUCCGGAUCACGGUGAACAAGCCAAGGAUCACGAAACAUCAUGUCUCUCUCAUCUAUUCUCUCUGCUGAUGCCAUCGACAGUGCUAUCAAGGACUGCCAAGCACCAGACUCCUUCUGCCCUAAGAAGUUCUUCCAGCUGUCUGGACUCUCCAAGAAGAGCGCCCAGGAUGUGAAGAAAGUAUUUGGAAUCCUGGACAAUGACGGAAGCGGAUACAUUGAGGAAGAAGAGCUGAAGUUCUUCCUGCAGAGGUUCUCACCCAGCGCUCGGGUUCUGACAGACAAGGAGACCAAGUGCUUCAUGAAUGCUGCUGAUGAUGACAGCGAUGGUCGGAUCGGAGCAGAUGAGUUCCAGGCCAUGGUCCACUCCUAAGCGGCUCGACCUGGACUUUCUUCCGCCUCCACUGCUUCAAGGGCUAUGUUAGUUUAAGCACCAGUCAGAGUAGAUAUUCUAAGAUAUUUUAUUUUGCAGAAACACACGCCGAUUCACAGCAAACCACAAUUUCCUUUCAUGUUUUUUUUUCAACUUAUCAU
Messenger RNA from Synchiropus splendidus (mandarinfish), 552 nucleotides. It is a transcript of the gene pvalb8, whose product is annotated as parvalbumin 8. Gene Ontology annotation, molecular function: calcium ion binding. The record is from RefSeq and is a predicted model, not a curated record. Lineage: Eukaryota; Metazoa; Chordata; Actinopteri; Syngnathiformes; Callionymidae. The coding region runs from base 62 to 391 and encodes 109 amino acids. The transcript has 5 exons. Gene Ontology annotation, cellular component: nucleus; cytoplasm.